Messenger RNA from Mus pahari (shrew mouse), 1558 nucleotides. RefSeq names its product zinc finger protein 431-like. NCBI's taxonomy places the organism in Eukaryota, Metazoa, Chordata, Mammalia, Rodentia, Muridae. Gene Ontology annotation, biological process: regulation of transcription by RNA polymerase II. The coding region runs from base 1 to 1473 and encodes 490 amino acids. The transcript has 4 exons. The record is from RefSeq and is a predicted model, not a curated record. Gene Ontology annotation, molecular function: RNA polymerase II cis-regulatory region sequence-specific DNA binding; DNA-binding transcription factor activity, RNA polymerase II-specific.
AUGUUUGUUAGUUGGGAUUUUUCUUGUAAGUCAAAAAUACCCUAUUCAGAGACCUCAAAAAUAACAGAGAAUGGAAUAACCUAUGAUGACGUGCAUGUAAACUUCACUGGAGAAGAGUGGACUUUGCUCAGUCCUUCCCAGAAGAGGCUCUACAAGGAUGUGAUGCUGGAAACCAACAGGAACCUCACUGCUAUAGGUUACAGUUGGGAAGACCGUAAUAUUGAAGAACAUUUUCAAUAUUCUAGAAGACAUGGAAGGCAUGAAAGAAGUCAUACUGGAGAAAAACCUUCUGUAUAUACUCAGUGUGAUAAAGCAUUUGCAUAUCAGAGUCAUCCUCAAAGACAUCACCGAAUUCAUACUGGAGAGAAACCCUAUGAAGGUAUUCAAGAUGAUAAAGCCUUUGAACAUCACAAUCAUCUUCCAAGGUGUGAAAGAAUUCAUGCUGGAGAGAAACCUUAUGAAUGUAGUCAGUGUGGUAAAGCCUUUGCACAUCGUAGCUACCUCCGAAAGCAUAAAAGAGUUCAUAGUGGAGAGAAACCCCACAAAUGUAAUCAAUGUGGUAAAGCUUUUGCUUGUCACAGUAAUCUCCGAAUACAUAAAAGAAUACAUACUGGAGAGAAACCCUAUGAAUGUAACCAGUGUAGUCAAGCCUUUGCAUGUCAAGGAAAUCUCCGAUUACAUGAAAGAACACAUUCUGGAGAGAAACCCUAUGACUGCAAUCAGUGUGGUCAAGCCUUUGCAUCUCACAGUCAUCUCCAGAUACAUAAAAGAACACAUACUGGAGAGAAGCCCUACAAAUGUAAUCAAUGUGAUAAAGCCUUUUCACAAGGUAGUUCACUACAAAUACAUAAAAGAACACAUACUAGAGAGAAACCCUAUGAAUGUAAUCAAUGUGGUAAAGCCUAUAUAUGUCACAGUAGUCUCCGAAUACAUAAAAGAACACAUACUGGAGAAAAACCCUAUGAAUGUAGUCAAUGUGGUAAAGCCUUUGCAAGUCACAGUACUCUCCGUAUACAUAAAAGGACACAUACAGCAGAGAAACCCUAUGAAUGUAAUCAGUGUGGUAAAGCCUUUACACGGCACAAUAGUCUCCAAAUACAUAAAAGAACGCAUACUGGAGAGAAACCCUACAAAUGUGAUGAAUGUGAUAAAGCCUUUUCACAACAAGGUCAUCUCAGAAUACAUAAAAGAACACAUACUGGAGAAAAACCUUAUGGAUGUAAUCGGUGUCAUAAAGCUUUUGCGCGUCAUAGUCAUCUUCAAAUUCAUGAAAGAAUUCAUACUGGAGAGAAACCUUACAGAUGUAAUCAAUGUAAUAAAGCCUUUGCCCAAUAUGGUAGUCUUCAAAUACAUAAAAGCACACAUACUGCUGAGAAGCCCUAUGAAUGUAAUGAAUGUGGUAAAGCUUUUUCACAACUCAGUUAUCUCAGAAUACAUAAAAGAACACAUACUAGAGAGAAACUCUAUAAAUAAUGUGAUAAAGCCUUUUUGUGAAGUUUUAGAAAUCAAGAGCCAAUUCAUACUGCAGAGAAACCUUAUAAAUGUGGUCAUUGUGGUA